Delphinapterus leucas (beluga whale) is the source of this 2284-nucleotide messenger RNA. The record is from RefSeq and is a predicted model, not a curated record. NCBI's taxonomy places the organism in Eukaryota, Metazoa, Chordata, Mammalia, Artiodactyla, Monodontidae.
GGCCGGCGGCCAGCGGGGGCCCCCUUGGUGGAGGCCAGUCCUGUGGUUGGUUGGCGGCAGUCGUUGUAAAGGAUCAUAAAGUGGGGCGGCGCCUGGCAGGGGCGAAGGUCGCCCAGGCAGAGACUGCGCCAGCAACACAGCCGCUCAGAGGGUCCCAGACGCCAGACGGGCCCACAGCCUCCCCCGGGGCCGCCCACCUGCCGAGAUGGUGACUUGGGCCCUACUGCUUCCUCUGCUCGUGGCCGUGGCCCAGGCCCAGGGUACUGGGGGCAGUGGCAGAGGGGCGGGGCGGCAGGCAGGGUGCUGGCAGGCACCGACCCUUCCUCUCCAACUUCCAGUCUGCUCUGUGGAAAAGACCUCCUUCGAAGUCGGUGAGAACACGAGUCCCGGGCAGCUACUCCUCAACAUCACCGUCCCUGAGGGCCAGCAGGUGACCCUCGGACCCUCGUCCACCCGUUUCGCAUUUCGGAUCCAGGGGACUCAGCUGUUUCUCAAUGUGACCCCGGACUACGAGGAGAACUCAAUGCUGGAAGCAGUCCUGGAGUGCAAGAGGGAUGACACUGUGGUGACCAGCCUGAGGGUGUUUGUGUCAGUGCUGGAUGUCAACGACAACCCGCCCAGGUUCCCCUUUGUAGUCAAGGUCCAAAGGGUGCCGGAGGACACUAAAGUGAAUGCCGUCGUCAUCCCCGAGACAGAGCUGAAGGCCCAGGACCUCGACAAAGAUGACAUCCUGUUCUACACCCUCCAGGAAGUGACCCCGGGUGCCAGCGGCUUCUUCUCUUUGGUGGGCGCGAACCGCCCAGAGCUGCGGCUGGACCGGUCACUGGACUUCGACAGGUGGCCGAAUAUGACCUUCCAACUGCUGGUCCGGGACACGCGAGAGGAGAACGCGGAGCCCAGCCACACGGCCACAGCCACCUUGGUCCUGGAGGUGCAGCCCGCCGACCUGCGGGCCCCCUGGUUCCUGCCCUGCACAUACUCUGACGGUUUUGUCUGCGUCGAAGCCCAGUACCACGGGGCUGUGCCCACAGGCCACACACUGUCAGGACCCCUCAUCCUGCAUCCUGGGCCCAUCUACGCUGUGGACGGGGACCGGGGCAUCCAUCAGCCCAUUGUGUACAGCAUCAUCAGGGGAAACGAGGAUGGCUCGUUCUCCAUUGAUGCCAACACAGGCAACCUCACCAUGACCAAGAGCAUCCCCAGCCCCAAGACCUUCCUUCUGCUGGUCAAGGGCGAGCAGGCGGAUCACGCCAGGUACUCGGUGACCCAGGUCACAGUGGAGGCCCAGGCCGCCAGCGGGAGCCCGCCCCGCUUCCCCCAGAGCCUGUACCGUGGCACCGUGGCGCUCGGCUCUGGGGUGGGCGUGGUCAUCAAGGAUGCAGCUGCCCCCUCCCAGCCUCUGAGGAUCCGGGCCCAGGAUCCUGAGUUCCCAGACCUCAACUCGGCCAUCACGUAUCGGGUCACCAACAACUCUAACUUCAGAAUGGACGGGGAGGCCAUGCUGACUGGCGCUUCACUGGUGCACGCCGGGGUCUUCUAUGCAGAGGUUGAGGCCAGGAACACGGUGACCUCAGGCACAGCGACCACGGUCGUGGAGGUUCAAGUCUCAGAACAGGAACCCGCCCCCACAGGUCCUGGGGGGCCCCAGGAGGACCUGCGCUUCUCGGUGGUGGAUAUGGCGGCGCUGGGCGGGGCGCUGAGCGCGCUGUUCCUUCUGGCUCUCAUCGCCCUCAUAGUCCUCGUCCACAAGCACUACGGCCACCGACUCAAGUGCUGCUGUGGCAAAGCGCUGGAGCCCCAGCCCCAAGGCUUUGACAACCAGGCCUUCCUCAACAACCCCGACGAGGCCAGCUGGGCACCGGCUCCUAGCCCCUCAUCCAGUCCCGUCCCGCCGGCUCCCCCAGAGCCUGCACCCCCAGAACCCAAGCCCCCCAGCCUGGAGACCCUCCGCCGAGUCGCCGAGUCCCCUACGGUAGCCCUGGAUGGGGACGGCCCGGCUGCUGUGAGGUCCAUCCUGACCAAGGAGCGGCGGCCUGAGGGUGGCUACAAGGCGGUGUGGUUCGGCGAGGACAUCGGGGCCGAGGCCGACGUGGUGGUCCUCAACACGCCUGCCUCGGAAGUGGACGGUGCUGGCGACGAGGGCAGCGAGGGCAGCGGCGACGAGGGCGCAGAGGCGGGCCUGCGCGGGGGUGCCCAGGACGCGCCUCGCUCCGACUCCAUCUACCUCUAGUGUGGCCGCCCCUCCUCUCCCGACGAGUCUGGAUCACUGGAGUCGGCUUGCUGG